Triticum dicoccoides is the source of this 895-nucleotide messenger RNA. RefSeq names its product zinc finger SWIM domain-containing protein 7-like. Gene Ontology annotation, cellular component: Shu complex. The record is from RefSeq and is a predicted model, not a curated record. The transcript has 4 exons. The coding region runs from base 420 to 830 and encodes 136 amino acids. Gene Ontology annotation, biological process: double-strand break repair via homologous recombination. Lineage: Eukaryota; Viridiplantae; Streptophyta; Magnoliopsida; Poales; Poaceae. Gene Ontology annotation, molecular function: zinc ion binding.
CGCCCAUGCUUGGAUCGUGGCUUCCGAAUGUGGCGGCGCUCUGCUAGAUCAGAGGCCCAAGAUGCGUAUACAAAUGUAGCUCAUUUUGCUUUUUGUUGGCUCCGGUGUUUUGUAAUGAGAAAUUGAUCGGCGUUUUGCCGACCUGUGCAUACACAUUUCACAUUUUCCUUCUUCUUAGUUGAGCUAGCUGGAGUUCAGUUUAUAGUGGAAAAUUCGAUUUUAUUUUGUUUUCGUUUCUGUUUCUGCAAAAAAAAAUGGCAUGUCGGCCCACGGCCACUUGUCAGCCUACCCUGAAGCCUCGCCUCGACGGGUCGCACUCUCCGGUCUCCGCCUCCGCUGCGUCAAAACAUCAAACGGCUUGCGCGCGCAACCCACCAGUCCAGUGAUCCACCGCAACCGACGCCGCCGCCGUCGCCCGAAUGUCCGUCGCUGCCGGCGUCGCCCUCGCCGUGGCCGACGCCGUGUGGGCGCAGAUCAAGGCCGCGGGACACGCCACCGACGAGCACCUGUCCAUCCUCGACCACCUGUUCGGCAAGAACAUGCUGCGCGCCUGCAAGAUCCUCGACGAGGGCGGCGUCCGCCGCGUCACCGGCGCGCCCAGCGGCCGCUCGCUCUUCCUGGUGAUGGGGGAGUCCAAGAGGAAGGAGGAGUACAUCUGCUUCCCGGAGCACCUCUGCACCUGCUACUCCUUCUUCUAUGACAUCGUCGGCCGCGGUGAGCAGCUCUGCUGUAAGCACCAGUUGGCAGCGCGGCUCGCAGAAGCUGUCGGCAAACACCAGGAGAUGGAGGUGACUGAUGAGGAGCUCGCUCACAUGCUUGCUAACCUCUGACUGCUUGAAUAUUUAAGUAAUGCACAAUACAUUUAUGAAUGACUGUCUUUUUGGGGGUUGUCUCA